AUGGAUUCCACUUCGCACAAGAAGCGACGCAAGAUCUCUCCACGGCCGAAGGAAAAUGUACCUCCUGAAGGACACGAUGAUGUAAAGGAGGUUAAAGAGCGGCGCGGGUCGAAGCGACGGUUGAAAGGCUCAUUGGCGGCACUGCUGGACAUGCCGCUGGACAUUCUUUUUCUGAUAUUCGCGCUACUGGAUCCCUUGGACCUUCUGCAUUUGGCGCGUCUCUCCAAGGCAUUCCGACGCGUCCUGAUGAGCAAAACGUCUAUAACUGUCUGGCGCAGCGCUAUAAAAAAUGUUGAUGGCUUCCCCGCCGCCCCUAUUGGCAUGUCCGAACCGGCGUGGGUCGGUAUCCUCUUUGUCAGCACUUGCCAAUUCUGUUGGACAUCUACUGUUCGGUCUCCAAACAUUCUUCUGAUGACUCGUAUCUGCUCCGCAUGUUUGAAGACCCAUACUGUCGGGGAAACAGAGCUCGAGUCUAGCAUGCAGCGUGGACCCGGAGACAUGAACAUUCAUUCUAUCCUGCAGUUAAUUCCCACCACCUGGAUGAAGCUUGGCAACGAUGGUCUUCAAAAGACAUGCCUACGCAGCGAUUUCGACUAUGUCAUACAGAAGCUGACAUCAUUUCAGCGCAAGGAAGAGCGAGAUAUCUAUAUACAGGAACGCAAGGCAUUGGUGGCGAUCCUUAGCGACCAUGCCAGGCUAAGUUCUGAUUGGUACGACAUUCAGACUUUGAAGCGGUCCAGGGAGCUGGAAAACCUGAAGGAAGAACGUUCUCAAGCCAUCAUUCAAAGAUUAACUGAACUUGGAUAUGGAAAGGAGAUACGAAACAUCCAGUCGCCUGAUACUCCUUUAGAGAAGCACUUUCUAGUGAGACAACCACGUCCUUUGACGGAGAAAGUUUGGAAUAACAUAAAACCCCAGCUGAUACAGUAUCUCGACAGAAUGAAAGCUCACCGGAUGGCUCGCAAACGGCAAAAAGUAGUCCAAUCUCGGAAGGAAACCGCCAUCGCCAUCUUGAGGAAGUAUAAAAACUCACUUCCUCUUCUCACCGUCGCUCCUUCGGUUGUUGAUUUCCUCGAGCUGGACUGCGUCCGUCAAGUCACCAACCAGCCGUCGAAGAUUAGUGUCGAUGAAGCGUCCUUCGAUCCCAUCGUAAAGCAGCUCCCGGAAAUUUUCGCGACGUUCCAAGGGUCGGUUGAGCAACGGGUUAUCGAGCACAGCUUUGGCGCAGAUUCUUCCUUAUCUGACGAGGAGAAAGUGACACAGUCCAGGCUCGCCUGCAACGCCUUCUAUUGUCAACGCUGCACCAUUUGGGCCCGACAGCUCAACAAGCGAAAGAAGAAGAACUACCCCGAAUGGGUAACACCUCUAUUCUACCCUGACAAUAUGUUGCAUCGCUGUCUCCAUCUCGAGUUCCAUAGCAGUUACAAGCCCAAGGACCCUGUGCUAGUGACAGAUGGUUAUCGCGUUCGGCGGGCGUGGAGUACGGACGAGCUGGUUGUCGAUGAGGAUUUCCGCAAGGUGAUCAGAGACGUGAUCUUGUUGGUGGGGAAAGAUCCCGGGGAGACGACAGCCCAGGAUAUGGAUUUGGCACUAGAAGAUAUACAGUUCAAAUGUGACAAGUGCCCGCCUAUGCUCAGCGAGGAUGUGUUGCCUCCUACGCAUAGGCUCUUGCAUUUCGAGCUGUACGGGUGGAGGACACUUGUGCAGCAUCUCUUCACGCAGCAUUAUCGCGAGACGGAAUCGCUGGAGUCGUAUAUCCAGCUUAUCGAAUCAUGGUCAGAGGACUGGGAAAUGGUGGAUGAAUCUGCGGACGACGGUACUAGCGAUUCCGUUAGCCCGCACUGCGUGGACCUUCCUUUAAGCCUUUACUAUCUGUUUCUCCCUGCGUUUCUUACUAGGAUUUCUCCGUUUAGCCAUGAUGUGCAACACGUCGAGGCCUUUGUUGAUAUCUUCAAGCCAAUGUUGGAGAGACCGUUUGCGGAGCGGGCUGCACGAACGACUGAGCUCAUGGGUAUUUUCCCCGAGGGGCACCCCUUGAAAUCGGCUGAUCGCAUUGACGAUUUGUGA
This is a messenger RNA of Desarmillaria tabescens, 2067 nucleotides long. RefSeq lists its product as uncharacterized. NCBI's taxonomy places the organism in Eukaryota, Fungi, Basidiomycota, Agaricomycetes, Agaricales, Physalacriaceae. Bases 1 to 2067 code for a protein of 688 amino acids. The record is from RefSeq and is a predicted model, not a curated record. Gene Ontology annotation, molecular function: protein binding. The transcript is spliced from 10 exons.